CCUUUCUACAAUGGCAGACGUAUCUGUUAAGGGAAGCGGUGUUUUAUUGCCUCUUCUUAUGUCUUUUUUUCUGGCUGUCUGUCUUCGAAUAGACCAUCUCCAGAACGUAUAUAUUGUCAUCGUGCGAUGCAACUUCCAGCUCAGAAGAUGUGUUGCUCAUGCGGGAAUGCUAAUUUGUAUAAAACCGAGUUCCUUUGGUAAUGUGCGAAGAAGUUAUCCCAAAGCUCCCUUUGGUCGGGACAAUACAGAGUAUAAAAGAAUGCAGCCACAAUCUUCCAUUUCAUGUCCUCAUUUAGAGGCCUGAAUGUACUAGACCCUAUUCUCACUCACCAGACAGAUAAGUUUCCUAUGCCUGAAUUGUAU
Truncatella angustata is the source of this 363-nucleotide messenger RNA. RefSeq lists its product as uncharacterized. Lineage: Eukaryota; Fungi; Ascomycota; Sordariomycetes; Amphisphaeriales; Sporocadaceae. The record is from RefSeq and is a predicted model, not a curated record. The coding region runs from base 11 to 304 and encodes 97 amino acids. The transcript has a single exon.